AUGGCUGAAGCACUUGCAUGCAAGGAAGCUUUAUCUUGGCUCAGAGACCGGAAUGUGACAGAUGUGAAUCUCUUAACAGACUGCUCGGAACUACGGAGCUCAUUACUCCAGGCUCCCACAUCUAUUCGAUCCUAUAUUAUCCCCUUUCUACGUGGCCAAGGCCUUUUAGGCUAUAUUGACGGCAGCCAUGUCUGUCCACCAGCGUUCCUCCCGGCAACGACACAGGCAGCCGGCUCCAGCACCACCGCGGUCGCAUCUUCCGAAAUCAACCCGGAGCAUGCGGCGUGGGUUCAACAUGACCAGCUGAUUAUGUCUCUUCUGAUCUCGUCGUUAUCCGACGAGGUCAUGCCAUUGGCGGUUGGCCGGGAAACGUCACGCGAGGUCUGGCUCUCCAUUAAUGACUCGCUGGCGUCCUCCACACGAGCUAGGUGUCUUAAUCUGCUCGGCCAAUUUCAGACGCUCCGACAAGGCAGCAUGUCGGCCUCGGAGUAUCUCGGGAAGGCAAAGAUGCUCGUUGAAGCCUUGUCCCUCGCUGGCCAUCGACUCACGCUAGACGAACAGGUGCUCUACGUAUUGAGCGGUCUUCGCCCGGAAUUCCGGGCUAUGGCGAGUGCACUCACCGUGACCGGCACACCGGUAACGCUAUCUCAGCUCGGCGACCUUCUGCAAGCCCAGGAUUUCAUCCAGGGAGAUGAGUUCUCGAUGGAGUCCGGGAAUGGCGCUCCAGUCGCCAUGUACGCUGGCCGUGGUGGCCAGUCGAGUGGGGGCGCCGAACGAGGUGGCCGGCACAGCAGCAACAAUCGCGGCCGUGGGCGAGGAGGCCGGAACUCCGGCGGCCGUGGCCGUGGCAGCCCUCGCUGCCAGAUCUGCAGGAGUCACGGCCACACCGCCGUCUUCUGCAACCGGCGCUACACCGAGCCUCCGCCGUCGCCACACGCCCACGUGGCCGUUGCAGGUACUCCACCAGCAGCAGAAACUACCCAGCCGGAGGUCUGGUUUCCGGACACCGGCGCUACCACUCACGCGUCGCCUGAUGAAACCAUGAUUGGGCAAUCCGAACAGUACACUGGCGGUGAUGUGCUGAAAGUGGGCAAUGGGGCAGGUUUGAAUAUCUCCCGCCCAAAGCGUCUCCCACAGUGUGGCAUCAACAUCUGGGUCACCCUCAUAAACAGGCUUUCCAACGGGUUCUUAAACACUGUCCGGUCACGUCAAAUAAAGCUCCGGUGUCAGAAAUUUGUUCCACUUGUCAACGAGGAAAAUCCUCCCGUUUUCCCUUAG
Messenger RNA from Ipomoea nil (Japanese morning glory), 1278 nucleotides. RefSeq lists its product as uncharacterized. The coding region runs from base 1 to 1278 and encodes 425 amino acids. The record is from RefSeq and is a predicted model, not a curated record. Lineage: Eukaryota; Viridiplantae; Streptophyta; Magnoliopsida; Solanales; Convolvulaceae. The transcript has 3 exons.